Messenger RNA from Musca domestica (house fly), 1432 nucleotides. RefSeq names its product serine/threonine-protein phosphatase 6 catalytic subunit (gene PpV). The transcript is spliced from 5 exons. The record is from RefSeq and is a predicted model, not a curated record. Gene Ontology annotation, biological process: peptidyl-serine dephosphorylation; G1/S transition of mitotic cell cycle. Gene Ontology annotation, molecular function: protein serine/threonine phosphatase activity. Gene Ontology annotation, cellular component: cytoplasm. NCBI's taxonomy places the organism in Eukaryota, Metazoa, Arthropoda, Insecta, Diptera, Muscidae. Bases 117 to 1028 code for a protein of 303 amino acids.
CAAUGUGUAUUUACUUGCUCAUGAAUAAGAAGAAGCAGCAGUAGGUGAUUGAGAACGCAUUUUUUUUGCGAUAUUUUGCUAAUAAACGACAAUAAAAGGAAGGAACAAACAGGAUCAUGACCGAUUUAGACAGAUGGAUUGAAAUAGUAAAAGAUUGUCGGUACUUACCGGAAAAUGAUUUAAAGAAGCUUUGUGAUAUUGUGUGUGAAAUACUCUUGGAAGAAUCAAAUAUACAACCUGUCAGUACACCAGUGACAGUAUGUGGAGAUAUUCACGGUCAGUUCUAUGAUUUGGAAGAAUUAUUCUCAAUUGGCGGCGCUGUACCGAACACAAGCUACAUAUUUAUGGGAGAUUUUGUUGAUCGAGGAUAUUAUAGUCUUGAAACACUGACACGUCUGCUAACGCUGAAGGCCCGUUAUCCUGAUCGCAUAACACUACUUCGAGGAAACCAUGAAUCUCGCCAGAUAACAAAAGUAUAUGGUUUCUAUGAUGAAUGUUUCAGCAAGUAUGGCAAUGCAAAUGCUUGGAAAUAUUGUUGCAAAGUGUUCGAUUUACUGGCAAUAGCUGCUAUUAUUGACGAAGAAGUUCUGUGCGUACAUGGUGGCUUGAGUCCUGAGAUUAUUACUUUAGAUCAAAUCCGGACCAUUGAUCGGAAUGGUGAGAUCCCUUAUAAGGGAGCAUUCUGUGAUUUAGUUUGGUCCGAUCCCGAAGAAAUGGAUUACUGGGGUCAGAGUCCACGAGGAGCCGGUUGGCUUUUCGGACAAUUAGUUACCAAAGAUUUUAUGCAAAUUAACAACUUGGAAUUGAUUUGCCGUGCACAUCAACUGGUAAACGAGGGCAUAAAAUAUAUGUUCGAUAGUAAAUUAGUAACCGUUUGGUCUGCACCAAAUUAUUGCUAUCGUUGUGGUAAUGUUGCUGCAAUGCUAAAUUUCCAGACAGCAAAGGAUCGCACAACGAAAAUAUUUGUUGCCGUCCCCGAAACAGAUCGUGUUAUACCACCUCACAACACAACACCAUAUUUCCUAUAAAAUAUCCAAAUGAAAAAAAAAAUAGAACAAAUCACAACAGCUACUAACAGGCAUUUACGUUUGCAUGUAAUGCUCAUGAAUAUUGCCUUUAUAUAACACAUAUACAUAUAUCACAGUUUGAAUAACAAAUUGUAUUUAAAUAAAUAAGUAUUCUAUUUUUUUUUUUUUAAUUUUUUUACACUUCCAACACAACUAUCUACUGUAAGACAUUAAGACUUUUGAGGCGUCUCAGAUGUAAUAUUUCAUAUGUUAUCAGCUUAAAUUUUUAAUUUCUGUUGUUCCUUGCACAAUAUGGGUGAUAAUGAUGAAGAUGAUGGUGGUGUAUUCAAUUGAUAUUGUGUUCUGCUUUGAUUUUGUAGACAAGAAAAAUUAAUGAAAUAAAUAUUUUGUAUAUAAGACGUUUA